This is a messenger RNA of Daldinia loculata, 1436 nucleotides long. Its product is annotated as P-loop containing nucleoside triphosphate hydrolase protein. The record is from RefSeq and is a predicted model, not a curated record. The transcript is spliced from 7 exons. Gene Ontology annotation, biological process: cytoplasmic translation. Gene Ontology annotation, molecular function: GTP binding; GTPase activity. Gene Ontology annotation, cellular component: cytoplasm. Lineage: Eukaryota; Fungi; Ascomycota; Sordariomycetes; Xylariales; Hypoxylaceae. The coding region runs from base 244 to 1350 and encodes 368 amino acids.
GUCUCCGUUAACGAGGGGUUGCGAUUAAAAGAUAUUAGUAAUCGGGAAAACCGCGGCGAAUUGCGGGGCCUGACAUCACAGGGCAAAAAGCCUUCUACAUUCUUCGAUUCGCCCCACCAAAAAUGAGCAUCGAAUUUCUCAAGUGACAACUUACCUUUAAGAAGAAAUCGAGAGCGGUAGCCCUCACUAACGUAGUGCAAUUAACUGCUUAUAACUGCUUAGCAUUCUACUUGGCUCGUCAAAAUGUCGACUACGGUGGAAAAGAUCAAAGAGAUCGAGGCCGAAAUGGCCCGAACUCAAAAGAACAAAGCAACUUCGUUUCACUUGGGUCAGCUAAAGGCAAAGUUGGCCAAACUGAAGCGAGAGCUCCUAACUCCCUCAUCGAGUGGUGGUGGCGGCGGUGGUGCCGGUUUCGACGUCGCCAGAACUGGUGUUGCCAGUGUUGGAUUUAUUGGGUUUCCGUCCGUGGGAAAAAGUACUUUGAUGACCAGGUUGACUGGUCAACACUCCGAAGCUGCCGCGUAUGAAUUCACUACCCUGACAUCCGUACCUGGACAAGUCAUGUACAAUGGAGCUCCAUUGCAGAUGAUCGAUCUCCCUGGUAUUAUUGAGGGAGCUAAGGAUGGCAGAGGUCGUGGUCGUCAGGUGAUUGCUGUCGCUAAGACUUGCCAUUUGAUAUUCAUUGUGCUAGACGUGAAUAAGCCCCUGACGGACAAGCGAGUUAUCGAGACGGAACUAGAAGGAUUCGGUAUUCGUAUUAACAAGGAACCGCCAAACAUCACCUUCAAGAAGAAGGACAAGGGUGGGCUCAACAUUACAAGUACCUUACCCUUAACCCACAUCGACCAUGACGAAAUCAGGGCCGUCAUGUCCGAGUACCGUAUCAACUCAGCAGAUAUUGCGAUUCGCUGUGAUGCUACGAUUGAUGAUUUGAUCGACAUCCUGGAAGCCAAGAGUCGUAGCUACAUACCUGUCAUUUACGUCCUCAACAAGAUUGACGCAAUCAGCAUCGAGGAGCUGGAUCUGCUGUAUCGAAUCCCCAACGCGGUACCCAUUAGUUCUGAACAUGGGUGGAACGUCGAUGAGUUGAUGGAGGCCAUGUGGGACAAGCUAAAAUUGGUCCGGGUUUACACGAAGCCAAAAGGAAAGAUGCCGGACUAUUCAGCACCUGUUGUGCUUCGUUCCACUAGGUGCACAGUCGAGGACUUUUGCAACGCAAUCCAUCGGAGCAUAGUCGAGCAGUUUAAAACCGCAAUAGUCUACGGAAAAUCUGUGAAGCACCAACCCCAACGCGUGGGGCUUGCUCACGAGCUGGCCGACGAAGAUAUAGUCACGAUCGUCAAGAGAUGAGUGGCCAGACUCAAAAGAGCGGCUAGGUCCCCUAUGCGCUCUCGGCCCACACGCGAUGGUGAAGGGUGUCAAGUGUCGAGUGUCGA